Messenger RNA from Lodderomyces elongisporus, 465 nucleotides. RefSeq names its product monothiol glutaredoxin (gene GRX5). Gene Ontology annotation, cellular component: mitochondrial matrix. Bases 1 to 465 code for a protein of 154 amino acids. Lineage: Eukaryota; Fungi; Ascomycota; Pichiomycetes; Serinales; Debaryomycetaceae. The transcript has 2 exons. The record is from RefSeq and is a predicted model, not a curated record.
AUGUUUAGAAAAGCUUUCUUAAAUACAAGGUAUCUUCCAAGAAACUCGUUUAGCCUAAGCCUAAAUCAAACCCGUUUUAUCUCUACAGAGAUCAAGAACGCCAUAACUGAAGCGAUUAAUGCUUCCCCCGUUGUGCUUUUCAUGAAAGGAACACCAGAGUUCCCGCAAUGUGGAUUUUCUCGUGCUACGAUCCAAACAUUGGGCCAACAGGGUGUCGAUCCAGCCAAGUUUGCUGCUUACAACGUUUUGGAGGAUGCUGAAUUACGUGAUGGAAUUAAAGAGUUUAGCUCCUGGCCCACGAUUCCACAAUUAUACGUGAAUGGUGAAUUUGUUGGUGGGUGUGAUAUUGUGAUGUCAAUGGCUCAAAGUGGCGAGUUAGCCGAGUUUUUGGAAAAAGAAGGUGCAUUAAUUCCAGAGGAAAAUGAUGAUGUGCAAAGCGCCGAAGUCAAACCUAGACGCGAUUAG